AAAAGGAAUAGCCUAGUCUCUGUGGUCGUAAGCAUCUAGGAGGGUUGAACACGCCCAGUUCCCUCGAUGCUGUUGCAUUGGGUGGGGUCUAGCACCUAAGGCGCCAUUGAAUUGUUUUGCCGGUGGAUAGACGCAGAAUCACCGCGGCUGUGCGCAAUUCAGAGAAGCAAAGCGGCCGUCGGCUCUCCCUGGAUUGCAAUAUUCCAACGAUCGAAUCUUUUCGUUUUUUUAUAGUCCAUCUACACUGAAACGACAACAUGAGUGAAAUCAACGUAAAAAAGCUUAAGGUGAACGAGUUGAAGGACGAGCUGAAGAAGCGCAAUCUCUCCGACAAGGGAUUGAAGGCCGAGCUUAUGGAGCGGCUGCAGGCCGCGCUCGAUGCAGAGGCCCAGGCCGAAGUGGAAGAAGCUGCCGCGGCAGAUGCAACAGAAGAAAACGUGGCCGAGGGAAACGAUGUUGCGGUCGAACAAGAAGGCAUGGGUGAAGAAGAGCCAAAGGGCGAGAGCAUGGAGGCCGAGGAGCAAAAUGGAGACGGGGGUGAUGGUCAGGACGACGAAAUGGGCAAAGAGGAGGAGGAUGGGGACGCCGGCGUGGAAAUGGACAAAGCCCUCGAUGAAGAGGAGGAGGACGACGAGAUCAUAGACAAAAUCGACGAUGAAGAUGAUGAGCCUGAAUCUCAUCCAUUAGAGGGGGAUGCGGACAAAGACAUCAGUGCUGAUCAGAAGAAUAAGAAGGGUGUUAAGAGACGCCGGGAGGAACAUGGAAGGGGCUACUUUGAAUUUAUUGAAGAAAGCAAAUACAGCCGGUCUAAGUCUCCUCUGCCACCUCUUGAGGAAGAAGAUGAAGAGUUUGACGACACUCUGGCCUGCCUGGAUCCAUACAAUUGUGACCUUAAUUUCAAAGUCUCCCGGGACAGGUACAGCGCCUCCUCUCUUACCAUGGAGAGUUUCGCUUACCUUUGGGCAGGUGGCCGUGCCUCCUAUGGCGUAAACAAAGGCAAAGCCUGCUUUGAAAUGAAGAUCACUGAGAAAAUCCCAGUCAAGCAUUUAAACAGCAAAAACGUGGACUUCCAUGAUGUCCAUGUUGGCUGGUCCCUGGCUAAUGGCAGUCUUUUGCUGGGUGAGGGGGAGCAUUCCUACUCUUAUUCGAGCAAAGGGAAGAAGACUUCAAACUUUGUGACCGAAGACUAUGGGGAGAAUUUUGAUGAAAAUGAUGUCAUCGGCUGCUUCAUUAAUUUCGAAGCAGAUGAGGUGGAGAUUUCCUACUCCAAAAAUGGAAAGGACCUUGGUGUGGCUUUCAAGGUCAAUAAGGAGUCCUUGGCCGGGCAAACACUGUUCCCCCAUGUUCUUUGCCACAACUGUGCGGUUGAGUUCAAUUUCGGUCAGAGGGAGACACCAUUCUUCCCUCAGGUGGAGGGCUUCACCUUCCUGCAGCAAAUUCCUGUGGAUGUGCGUAUCAGAGGACCUAAGGGACCUGAGACCAAGAAAGAUUGCGAGGUGAUCGUCGUGGUCGGCCUUCCUGGAUCUGGAAAAACUGCUUGGGUAAAUAAACAUGUUGAAGAGAACCCUGGCAAGUUCAACGUCCUCGGCACCAACACCAUCUUGGAGAAGAUGAUGAUUGGCAGCAUGAAGAGGCAAAACAAAGACACAGCGAAGCUCUCAGCCAUCUCUCAGCGUGCUCCUUUGUUCCUGGGCAAGUUUAUUGAAAUUGCCGCCCGCAAAAAGAGAAACUACAUCUUGGAUCAGACAAACGUGUCUGCACUGGCCCAGAGAAGGAAGAUGUGUCUGUUUGCUGGCUUCCAACGCAAAGCUGUAGUGGUCUUCCCAACAGAUGAGGCCUUCAAGGAGAGAACACAGAAGAAAGCAGAAACCGAUGGCAAAGAUGUACCUGAGCAUGCCGUUCUGAAAAUGAAAGGUAUCUACACGUUGCCAGAGGUAGGAGACUGCUUCUCAGAGGUCACCUAUGUGGAACUGCAGAAGGAGGAGGCCGUCAAGCUCUUGGAGCAGUACAAGGGAGAGAGUAAAAGUGCUUUGCCACCCGAAAAGAAACCAAACCAGGGCACCAUAACCCCCAAAAAGGGAGGUGGACGAGGCAAAGGGCCUAAGAACCAGUUCGGUAGGGGUGGUGGUCCAGGCCUACGUGGAGGCAGAGGUGGAUUUCAGGCCCGUGGAAACUUCAGAGGAUUACCAGUACCACAUCGAGGUUUUAAUCGUCACCCGCGUGGCUACAUGCCACCACCGCCACCACCCCCUGUCUUCCGAGGAGGGUUCCAUAGCCGAGGUGGAGCCGGUGGGAUGCCCAACCGGGGAAUGGGCCCCAGGGGUGGGCACAUUAGAGGCGGCAGAGGUAGAGCAAUGGGCCGCGGAGGGCCUGCACACAUAGGUAACAUGCACCGCGGCGGAUCCAACAACAGAGGACACUUCCAGCAGAAGUUCCGUGGCAGAGGAGGCCAUCAGCAGAAUCGUGGUGGUUUUGGCAAUAAAAACGGAUCUUUUGCCCAAGCCUUCAACCAGAGCUGGCAACAAGGGUUCUGGAACCAGAAGCCAUGGAAUCAACAGUACCACCCAGGAUAUUACUAAGUGCGCAUUUGUAUUAAAGACUCAUGGCCUCUUGUGCGCUGAAAUGCACAGCCACUGAAUAACCAUCCACUUUUACGGUCCUUGUUUAUUAUAAUUUUUUAAAGGAAGUCCAUUUUUAAAUAAGAGAAGCAAGUGGCAAACAAACAUUCCGCCUACUGAAGUGAACAGUCUACGUUCUACAUAGAUGUGUGCUUGCUUCACUCUCAGAUUUUUGUAAAAUGUAAUUCCUCCCCCUUUUAUUUUGUAUCACAGCUUUGAUAUAUUGUUAUCAGGAAUCCCAGCAUUUGUGUUGUGUGAGGGAUGCUUUGAAUUUCAGGGUUGUGAAUUUUAUUCUGUAAAAUGUCAUUUUUACUCAAUGUAAAUUAUUAUUUUUCAAGUUUUUUGUGUAAAGGUUAGUGUUUAAAAAUCCCUGUGAACCUUAAUCUUUUAGAAGCUUUUGUCAUUAACCAUUCAUAUUUACACAGCAACUCUGCCCUUCAUGUUCAGUGGAGGAGUGAAAAUAUAUUUACUUCUUACAGGUUCAUGUUUUUCUUUAUUUGUUAGCCCAGACUGUAACAGUUGCAUCAUAGGUUUGCAAUAAAUGAUGUGCUUGCUUUUCUGUGACCUUUUAUGGCUUUUGACUGAUAUCUUGAACAAUCCAUUUCAAAGAGCCUUUGAAUGUCAAUCAGAUUUGUCUCUUAAUUCAGCACCAUCAGACUAUACUUUAUUGCCUUUUUCUUGUAGGGCAUACAGUGGAAAGAUUUUUUUAAAUCGGUUUAGUCAGUUACUUUAUAAAUUUACGCAUUUGUGUCAUCUAAGAAAUCAAGAGAAGCCACAAUGAAGCAUUCAUGAAGUUAAGCACUUGAUUGUGCUUACUGCUUUACACAGCUUUGUAAAAUCAACACCGUUCAACACAGCUUUGUCAAUAACUCCAUCAUAACGAUGGUGCACUAAGAUUACUAGUACUGUUCAUCCUGAGUAACAUUUUGUGGCAACGCUUUUGUUUUUUUUAAAUGGCUUUGCAAAAUAUUUAAUGCAAAGACUAUUGUUUUAACUGAGUGACUGCUAUAUUAAUCUGUGUACAAAUGCAAUUAACCUGUUUCUGGUGUACAUUAAAAUUAUGUUAUAGAACAAUAUUUAGACCAUUUUACUACAGGAAAUGUCCCAAAAAAAUUCCUUUGGGAUUCAUUUGUCAAAUGGUGGCCUUGACAACCAUUUUAGAUCUAACUGCCAGCAAAUAAGCAAGUUCAUUUAUAUGUUAAAUUCUCAAAUGCAUUAUUAAUGUUACAUGGAGUGAACUGUGGGAAAAAUAGUUGAAGGCCUUAUCAGAAUUUCAUACUGGAUUUACUAACUCGUAUGGAUUUUCUCAAUUUACAUAACCUCAUCAUUCAGACCACAAUAAUAUCACAUCGGCGAGACAUCCUGAUUUUCAUCAAGCCAGACCCUUGAUUUGUUUGAAUGAAUAUAUUUCUUAUAAAGUGCCAAAUGGCCAAAGAAAAAGGGCAGCUAUUUUUGACUUAAAAUUGGUGUAUUUUAUCAUGAUGUAAUGGUUUAAGUGGAAUAUUUUGUUGAACUGUGUACCAUUUAAAUUGAUGUAAAAGUAACUUAUUUCAGGAAGUAACUCAAGUCAGGAAGUGUUUUUUUCUGUAGAUGAUUUCCUGUGGGAUGAGAUAAUGACCCUGUCCUUUAAUAGAAUAAGUGAUUUUUAACUGGAUAGCAUGGCAUGAGAGAUUUGUGACUAUUCUGUUUUACUACACAAACUUUGUGCAAAAUACGCUAUUUUGAGGAUGAAAAAUGUAUUUAAUAAAUUGUACUAAAAAUGUGGCAUUAUGUGUUCUUGAGAGAUGGCAGGUGGUACGAUUUAUGAUGUUUGUAUUUUGGCUUUGAUUUUUCAACGAUGAAUGUUAAAAGUGUUUCAUGAUGUAAGGAAAUGUGUCAUUAAAUAAUGUAAUAAA
Messenger RNA from Sinocyclocheilus rhinocerous, 4513 nucleotides. RefSeq names its product heterogeneous nuclear ribonucleoprotein U-like. Gene Ontology annotation, biological process: positive regulation of transcription by RNA polymerase II; alternative mRNA splicing, via spliceosome. Gene Ontology annotation, molecular function: RNA binding; protein binding; promoter-specific chromatin binding. Gene Ontology annotation, cellular component: nucleus; ribonucleoprotein complex. The record is from RefSeq and is a predicted model, not a curated record. Bases 258 to 2579 code for a protein of 773 amino acids. NCBI's taxonomy places the organism in Eukaryota, Metazoa, Chordata, Actinopteri, Cypriniformes, Cyprinidae. The transcript is spliced from 13 exons.